This is a messenger RNA of Colletotrichum phormii, 1075 nucleotides long. RefSeq lists its product as uncharacterized. The record is from RefSeq and is a predicted model, not a curated record. NCBI's taxonomy places the organism in Eukaryota, Fungi, Ascomycota, Sordariomycetes, Glomerellales, Glomerellaceae. Gene Ontology annotation, molecular function: oxidoreductase activity. The transcript is spliced from 2 exons. Bases 134 to 1075 code for a protein of 313 amino acids.
GUUGUCCUGAUCUAAUCUACUCCUUAAAUGCGCAUAAGUUCCAGUCUUGACUCAUCCUGUCUACGAAUCUACAUUAUUUGAACGUCAAAACCACGAGCGGUCUUAAUCAACGACGACCACCAAAACCACCAGGAUGAACACCACCGGACUUCACACCAGAGAGCUCAGCCCCGGCUUCGGGAUUGAAGCACACAGUUUUCCACUUCACCCAACCUCACUCGAGCAAAGCGCCCGCCUAAUCGAAGACCUCGUCAAGGAAUACGGCUUCCUCGUCAUACGCAAAACCAACCUAACAGACGAAACCCACAUUGCCCUAGCCCGGCACCUUGGCGACCUAGACGAUGUCAAACCCUACAACAAGGCAGGCCGAGCCAACCGCCUCCAAUACGACGAGCUCUUUGACGUAGGCAACAUCGAGGCAGAUGGAUCGGUCGUCGACCCCAUAUCUCCACGCGCCCAGGCUGGAUUAGGUAAUGCCCUAUUUCACGUUGAUUCGAGCUUUAAUCCACGAAGGGCGGGUUAUUCUCUCCUUCUAGCUCAUGAGUUGCCUCCAAGGGGUACGGGUGGAAGUACGGAGUUUUGCGAUACGAGAGCUGCAUGGGAUGAUCUUGAGGAGGAGAUGAAGGUGAAGUUGAUUGAGAAGGACUACGUUGCGUGUCAUUCUAUCCUGCAUUCCAAGAAACUUGCCGCCCCGGAGCACUUUGCAAACAUCGAACCCGCAGAUUAUCCCAUGGGACGACACGAACUCGUCCAAACCCACGAGCUCUCCGGGCGGAUGAACCUCUACCUCGCAGCACACAUCCACCACAUCGAGAACCUCGCCCCCGCAGCAUCAAAGGCUCUGUUCGAGAAGCUCUUUGAACACGCCACGCAGGAAGAGUACCGCGUCACGGUGGAGUGGGAGGAUGUUGGGGAUUUAGUUGUUUGGGAUAAUACGUGCACGAUGCAUCGUGCCAUGGGCGGGGAGUUUGCGUAUCGAUUUAGGAGGGAUAUGAGGAGGGCUACUGUUCAUGAUGGGAGUAGCCUGGCGUGGGGGUUGAAUGAGAGGACGGGGGUGAGGCAGGGGUUGCCGUGA